AUGCCUUCUCGAACCAACGGCGUCGGAGUCCAGGUCGAGGACACCAAGAUCUGUGUGGUCAUGGUUGGCCUGCCUGCCCGAGGCAAGAGCUACAUCGCCCAGCGAGCCCAACGAUAUCUGCAAUGGCUCUCCAUCCCAGCCCAGACCUUCAACGUUGGCAACUACCGCCGCAAUGACGCCCCUCAGCCCAAGGCCGACUUCUUCGACACCAACAAUCCCGAGGGAGAGCGCAAGCGCCGUGCCGCCGCCGAGGCUGCCGUUGCCGACAUGCUCGCCUGGUUCCGCUCUGGAGGUAUCGUCGGCAUUCUCGACGCCACCAACUCGACCCUGGAGCGCCGCAAGUGGGUGCUAGAGGUCUGCAAUGCUAACGGCAUCGAGGUCCUCUUUGUCGAGAGCAAGUGUGACGAUGAGGAGCUCAUCAUGGCCAACAUCCGCGACGUCAAGACUGGUAGCCCCGAUUAUCGCGGCCAGGAUCCCGAGACUGCUGCCCUCGACUUCCGCAACCGCAUCCGCAACUACGAAAAGGUUUACUGCACCAUUGACGCCAACGGCGAGGAGGCCCACCUGACCUACCUCAAGAUCAUGAACGUCGGCAAGCAGGUCAUCAUCAGCCGUAUCCGGGACUACCUCCAGAGUCGAAUUGUCUACUAUCUCAUGAACCUUCACAUCCGCCCCCGCUCUGUCUGGCUAUCAAGACACGGUGAAUCUCUGUACAACCUUGAUGGAAGAAUCGGCGGUGACACGCUCCUUUCUCCCCGUGGCGAGCAAUAUGCUAGGAAACUCCCUGAGCUCGUCCGAAAGUCGGUCGGAGAUGAUCGUCCUCUUACCGUGUGGACCUCGACUCUUCGACGAACCAUCGCCACGUCUCGCUUCCUUCCCCAGCACUACAACCAGCUCCAGUGGAAGGCCCUUGACGAGCUUGACUCUGGCGUGUGCGACGGUCUGACUUACCAAGAGAUCAAGGACCGAUACCCCGAGGACUUUGCUGCUCGUGAUGAAGACAAGUACAACUACCGCUACCGUGGCGGAGAGUCGUAUCGCGAUGUCGUCAUCCGUCUUGAGCCUAUUAUUAUGGAACUGGAGCGAAGUGAAGACAUUCUUAUCGUCACCCACCAAGCUGUUCUGCGCUGCAUCUAUGCCUACUUCAUGAAGAAGGACCAGGCUAAGAGCCCCUGGAUGAACGUUCCUCUCCACACCCUCAUCAAGCUGACCCCCGGCGCUUAUGGCACCGAAGAGGUUCGCUAUGAGGCCAACAUCCCCGCUGUCAGCACCUGGCGAGGCAAGGGAAGCACCGCCAAGCACGAGAACCCAGCCCCCGAGGUCUUGUAA
This is a messenger RNA of Fusarium keratoplasticum, 1329 nucleotides long. RefSeq names its product 6PF2K domain-containing protein. Gene Ontology annotation, biological process: fructose 2,6-bisphosphate metabolic process; fructose metabolic process. Lineage: Eukaryota; Fungi; Ascomycota; Sordariomycetes; Hypocreales; Nectriaceae. The record is from RefSeq and is a predicted model, not a curated record. The transcript is spliced from 4 exons. Gene Ontology annotation, molecular function: fructose-2,6-bisphosphate 2-phosphatase activity; 6-phosphofructo-2-kinase activity; ATP binding. Bases 1 to 1329 code for a protein of 442 amino acids. Gene Ontology annotation, cellular component: cytosol.